Messenger RNA from Ipomoea triloba (trilobed morning glory), 1201 nucleotides. Its product is annotated as adenine phosphoribosyltransferase 5-like. Bases 277 to 852 code for a protein of 191 amino acids. NCBI's taxonomy places the organism in Eukaryota, Viridiplantae, Streptophyta, Magnoliopsida, Solanales, Convolvulaceae. The transcript is spliced from 7 exons. Gene Ontology annotation, biological process: adenine salvage. Gene Ontology annotation, cellular component: cytoplasm; cytosol. The record is from RefSeq and is a predicted model, not a curated record. Gene Ontology annotation, molecular function: adenine phosphoribosyltransferase activity.
CAACCAACAGCACAAAGAUUUGAUCUUUUUAUUAGCAGUACAAUAGCACUACUCUCUCUCUCUCUCUCUUUCCCACUUUGGGAGUGAAGAAAGGAAAAAGAAAAAGAAGAAACACCCAGCCAGCCCCUGUUGGAACUUGCAUAGUGCACUCCAAACCACCAGACCUCACAAGACAUUGAAGAGGGAGAAAGUACACUAUAAACAUCACUAUAAACCCACCAGAAAAAAACAACAAUUUCCAGAGAGAGAGAGAGAGAGAGGGAAAGGAGAGAAAAUAUGUUUGCAGCAGAGAAUGGGCUGAGAGGAGACCCAAGGCUUCAGGGCAUUUCUGAGGCCAUUAGGGUAGUUCCUCACUUCCCCAAACCAGGGAUAAUGUUCCAAGAUAUCACUACUUUGUUGUUAAAUCAUAAGGUCUUUAAGGACACUGUGGAUAUUUUUGUUGACAGAUACAAAGACAUGGACAUCUCUGUUGUUGCUGGAAUCGAAGCCAGAGGGUUCAUGUUUGGUCCAUCGAUCGCCCUAGCUAUUGGUGCUAAGUUCGUUCCAUUACGUAAGCCGGGAAAAUUGCCAGGUGAACUAAUAUCAGAAUCCUAUGAACUGGAGUAUGGCCAAGAUUGCCUAGAGAUGCACGUUGGUGCAGUGCAGAAGGGGGACCGUGCUGUUGUUAUUGAUGAUUUGGUAGCUACAGGUGGGACUCUUUCAGCUGCAAUAAAACUACUAGAACGAAUGGGAGCCGAAGUGGUUGAAUGCGGUUGCGUUAUUGGCUUGCCAGACGUUAAGGGACAAAGCAGGCUAAAAGGAAAGCCACUCUACAUUCUCGUGGAGCCACGGGAAUUAGGCGAUUGUUUUUGAGAAAUAAAAUCCACAUGAUGGUAUCUGUCAAGAAGAGAUUACGUCGGGCCAAAAGCUUCCAUUUCCAUGUCUUCGUGAAGGGAUAGAGGCUGUAGCUAGCUCGCUGAGUUCUCCUGUGUACUCUUUAGUGACGAUCUUGUUCAACAAGUAGCCUCGUUUUUUUUUUUUUUUCAUCGCGUUUAGGUUUUCAUUGAAGAUGCAGUGGGAUAUGUUGAAGCAUGUAUCAUAAAUGAUCUCCUGAGUCCCAGCUGAUGUUAUUCCUUAGAUUAAGUUUAUUUUUCAGUUAUUUCUUUCGUUUGUUGCAUAAACAGAUUUGGUAGAAGGUUUUAAUGUUGUUGCCCUCUGCUCA